Ogataea philodendri is the source of this 1248-nucleotide messenger RNA. RefSeq lists its product as uncharacterized. The transcript has a single exon. The coding region runs from base 1 to 1248 and encodes 415 amino acids. Gene Ontology annotation, biological process: L-arginine biosynthetic process; urea cycle. Gene Ontology annotation, molecular function: argininosuccinate synthase activity; ATP binding. Gene Ontology annotation, cellular component: cytoplasm. The record is from RefSeq and is a predicted model, not a curated record. NCBI's taxonomy places the organism in Eukaryota, Fungi, Ascomycota, Pichiomycetes, Pichiales, Pichiaceae.
AUGUCUAAAGGUAAAGUUUGUCUCGCAUACUCAGGUGGUUUGGAUACCUCCGUUAUUCUUGCUUGGUUGUUGGAACAAGGCUAUGAGGUUAUCGCCUUCAUGGCCAAUAUUGGUCAGGAAGAAGAUUUUGCUGCUGCCGAGAAAAAAGCACUGGCAAUAGGUGCUACGAAGUAUGUCCUAGUGGACGUUAGAAAAGAAUUUGUCACAGACGUCUUGUUUCCAGCCGUUCAAGUUAAUGCAAUCUAUGAAAACGUUUAUCUGUUGGGAACCUCCCUCGCUAGACCUGUGAUUGCUAAAGCUCAGAUCGAAGUUGCCGAGAGAGAAGGUUGUUUUGCUGUCUCCCAUGGCUGUACAGGUAAAGGAAAUGAUCAGGUCAGAUUCGAGCUUUCUUUUUAUGCUUUGAAGCCGGACGUUAAAGUCAUUGCUCCUUGGAGAGACCCUACCUUCUUCGAAAGAUUUGCAGGAAGAAAGGAUCUACUCGACUAUGCUGCACAGAAGGGUAUUCCUGUUGCACAAACCAAGGCUAAACCAUGGUCGACAGACGAAAACAUGGCUCAUAUUUCUUUCGAGGCUGGAAUUCUUGAGGACCCAGAUGUUACCCCUCCUAAGGAUAUGUGGAAGCUCACUGUUGAUCCAAUUGAUGCUCCUGAUUCUCCUGAAGAUUUUAUCGUUGAAUUUGAAAAAGGAAUUCCAAAGAAGUUGAUUCUUUCAGAUGGUAAAGAGAUCACGGAUCCCGUUGAAUUAUUCAUCACAGCCAAUGCAGUUGCAAGAAGAAAUGGUGUUGGAAGAAUUGAUAUCGUUGAGAACAGAUUUAUUGGUAUCAAGUCCAGAGGUUGUUACGAGACUCCUGGGUUGACCUUGUUAAGAUCUACGCAUAUCGAUCUCGAGGGACUGACUCUUGAUAGAGAGGUUAGAAGCAUCAGAGAUUCGUUUGUCACGCCUUCGUACUCCAAGCUUCUUUACAAUGGAAUGUACUUCACUCCUGAAUGUGAGUAUGUCAGAUCUAUGAUCCAGCCAUCUCAGAACACUGUCAACGGAGUGGUCAGAGCUAGAUGCUACAAAGGAAGCCUUUCCAUUUUGGGUAGAUCUUCGUCCACUGAAAAGCUCUAUGAUGCUACGGAGUCUUCAAUGGACGAACUCACAGGAUUCCAGCCGCAAGAAGCUUCUGGAUUUAUCUCUGUCCAAGCCAUCAGAAUCAAGAAAUAUGGUGAAAAGGUCAGAGAAGAUGGUAAAUUCCUCCAGUUAUAA